UUUUUCAAACUCAAACUGAAACCCCAUCUUCUCCCUCCUCCAAAUCCCUCAUUCUUAUCUUUACACUCACUCAAUUCUCUCUCUCUCUGCCAAAAUCGAAAUCUCUUUUUCUUCUGCAUUUCACAAAAGUGGAAAUGAUCUUCGAAGACAACCCAUCUCCUCAAGAAACCUGUUUCUACAUCAAUAAAACUGUAUUGCUCGUAUUCUGAAGAAACCCUGUUCGAUUAUUUUAGUUUUCCCCCAAAUCUUUGAUACCGCAUUCACCGGAACGAAGCAAAAGAUCGAAAUUCGAUCGCCGCCGGAGAAAAAUCUGCAGAUUGGAGUGGCAAAAAGGGGCUGAAUUCCGAAGUGGGGGGAUUUCUCAAAUCUUUUAAGAAUUUUUCAGUGGAUUGUGUCACAGAUGAAGCACAUUGACAGCCCAUCAACCCCUGGGAAAUUCAAGAUGGAGAAAGCUCCGUACAAUCGGCUGCGGCUGCAAUCUUCAAUAGCUAAGCUCACCUUUUGGUCUUUUGUAUUUGUUGGAAUGAUAUUCGUAUUCUUCUAUAGAUCACCGUCUUCUUUGAACCCGGCCUCCUCAGAUCUUUCUAGAAGGUCUCUUAGAACUAGCUCGUAUUCAGGCCCUAAUUUCGAAAAAAAGGUUAGGCAAUCUGCUAAGCCUAGGUCAAGGCAUGGCAUGUCUGUGUUGGUCACAGGGGCUGCUGGUUUUGUAGGAACUCAUGUCUCCGCCUCGCUUAAGAGGCGAGGGGAUGGCGUUUUGGGGCUCGAUAAUUUCAACAGUUACUAUGAUCCCUCGCUUAAGAGGGCGAGGCAGACACUGCUAGAGCGUAGUGGGGUGUACAUUGUGGAGGGUGAUAUCAAUGAUGGUGAAUUGUUGGCUAAGCUGUUUGAUAUCGUGCCUUUCACUCAUGUUAUGCAUCUGGCAGCGCAGGCUGGUGUGCGUUUUGCCAUGGAGAAUCCUAGCUCGUAUGUUCACAGCAACAUUGCUGGCCUUGUUAGUGUGCUCGAGUUUUGCAAGAAUGUGAAUCCUCAGCCUGCUAUAGUUUGGGCAUCAAGUAGCUCAGUGUAUGGACUGAACACAAAGGUGCCCUUUUCCGAGAGGGAUAGGACUGAUCAGCCUGCUAGUUUGUAUGCAGCUACUAAGAAGGCUGGUGAGGAGAUUGCACACACGUAUAACCACAUAUAUGGGCUUUCGCUGACAGGGUUGAGGUUUUUCACGGUUUAUGGACCUUGGGGCAGGCCUGAUAUGGCUUACUUCUUCUUUACUAGGGAUAUCUUGAAAGGGAAGUCUAUUCCAAUCUUUGAAGCAGUUAAUCACGGCACCGUGGCGAGGGAUUUUACCUUCAUUGAGGAUAUAGUGAAGGGCUGUUUAGCUGCACUGGAUACUGCAGAGAAGAGUACUGGCAGCGGUGGUAAGAAGAAGGGGCCGGCUCAGUUGCGUGUUUAUAAUUUGGGAAACACGUCUCCUGUGCCUGUGGGGGAUCUAGUGAGCAUUUUGGAGAAGUUGCUUAAGGUGAAGGCAAAGAGGUUGGUCAUGAAGAUGCCGAGGAAUGGGGAUGUGCCGUUUACACAUGCUAACAUAAGCUUGGCUGAGAGGGAGCUUGGCUAUAAGCCCACAACAGAUCUGCAUGCUGGGUUGAAGAAAUUUGUUCAAUGGUAUCUUAGUUACUAUGUUGAUGGCAAGAAGAGCACUCAGUGAUACAUUUUUUUUCACAAAUUGUGCGAUAAUAUCCAUGAUCCGACGAUGAAGAAGCUCUUUUGGUUGUUGGGCUUUGAUCCUUGGUGUUCUGACCUGCAUCGAAGCACAAAUCAAAUCUGGUAUCCAGUAGAUUGUGAUUGUUGUAACUUUACCACUGUAAAAUUCCUUACUGAGAGCAAUUUACUCAUUGAUGGACGUGUACGAUUUGGAUCCAAUUCUAAUAAAUAGCAGAGAAUAGUAUGUCUGCUAAACUUUCCACAUAAAUUUCUUAUAUAAACUGGGACUUCAUCAGCUGCA
Messenger RNA from Salvia hispanica, 1993 nucleotides. The record is from RefSeq and is a predicted model, not a curated record. Lineage: Eukaryota; Viridiplantae; Streptophyta; Magnoliopsida; Lamiales; Lamiaceae.